AAAAUAACGAUUACGAUGCUAUUAUUAAUUUACGAAAUUUUGGUAUCUAUUGGCAGUUCCACUUCAAAUAUAGUGGACGUAGCGCUAGGUGCAGUCAGUAAAAACUACAAUCCGAGGAAAAUCACGCUCGUAUCUUGGAGAAAUGACGCACCGAGUGAGGCCACGGAGUUCCUGGCUUCCUACAGUGGCUCCGUGCUGACCGUGGACCUCGCGGACAGCCACGCCAGCCGGGCCUGCCACCAACACGUGCUGUUCGCUACCGAUGCUGAGGAUUAUGAAACACUUCUGGUAAUGAUCAAGCCUGACCAGGUCGAGCCCAUCAAGGUGAUCCUAGUGUUGCUAGAUGACAAUGUAGAUGAAGCUAAACUACUCAGUAUUACUAAAGCGAGCUGGGAGGCUGAUGUCAGCGAUUUAGCUAUUGUAACGCGUGGUGGCGACGGGAAUGUAAAAGUUACAACCUAUUUUCCUAAUAAUAGCCAAAGAUGUCAUGAUUAUCGACCAGUCACAACAAAUGCUGGCGACGUCAGUGAAUUCUUUCCUGAGAAGUUCAGGAACUUCCACGGCUGCCCGCUGCGGGUGUCGCUCAUCGAGCACGCGCCGUUCAACAUCUUUACUAAUUCGAACGGAAUAUUCAAGAUCGACGGUAUAGAAGGGAACUUUGUGACCCUCUUGUGCGAUAUUUUGAACUCAACCUUAGUACCAGUAUUUCCCGCGGAAAAGUCAUUCGGAGUCUUGAAAGACGGAGUUUGGACAGGAAUCAUGGCGGACCUGGUGUACAACCGCGCGGAUAUUUCCGCAUCGUCUGCGAUCUUCACCGUGGAGAGGUUCAAGGCGGUCCAGGUCACUCACGCGUACAAGCACCUGGACCUGGUGUGGUGCCUGCCGCGGGUGUCCACGCGCCGCGCGUGGGCCCGCGUGCUGCUGCCGCUGCUCUCGUGCACCACGGCGCUGGUGUGUCUCACGGCCGCCGUGUUCCUCUCGGUGGCGGCAGUUUUCAAUAAAAUAUCAAUUCGGAACUGUGAAGAACAGGCUCCCAAGUUGUCGGUGCUGCAGACGUGCGCGGUGUUCCUGGGCCAACCGGUGCGCUGGGCGCGCGCGGGCGGCGUGCUGGACCGGCUGCUCGCGCUGUGGCUGUGGUUCUGCCUGGUGGUGCGCAUCGUGUACCAGGGCGAGCUGGUGCGCAGCCUGGAGCGCGGCGCCCCCCCGCCCCGCGUGCCCACCCUCGCGCGCGCGCUGCAGCUCGUCGACCAGUACGGAGGCGCCGACUCCGUCGCCACUUUCUACAGAAACACGACCAUCUUGAAGAAGUUUAAGGUGUUACGUUUGGAUGAGGUGCACCCCAUGUUGGGGGACAUAGGUAGGGGGAGGAGGUUCCUGCUGGCGGUGGACCUGUGGAGCGUGCUGCAGAGCGGCGCGGCGGUGGCGGUAGUGGAGGAGCGGGUGGCGCGCGCGCCGGUGGGCGUGCUGGCGCGGGCGCGCUGGGCGGGCGCGGGCGCGCUGCGGGCGGCGGCGGCGCGCGCCGUGGGGGCCGGCCUGUACCGCCGCCUCGUGGCCGACUACACGUGGCGCCACCUGCUCCACGCCGCCCCCGCCGCCGACCUCACCUACUCGGCGCUCACGCUGCACCACCUCAGCGGCUGCUUCUUCAUACUCCUCAUCGCCGCAUUCGCGUGCUUCUUAGUCUUCCUCGCAGAGAUACUUUGGUUUCAUUUCAAACAAAAGGCUAAGAAAAAAAUUAGUGGCCAUGUUUUACUACCAUUUGUCCAUUAAUUAAG
Plutella xylostella (diamondback moth) is the source of this 1775-nucleotide messenger RNA. RefSeq lists its product as uncharacterized. NCBI's taxonomy places the organism in Eukaryota, Metazoa, Arthropoda, Insecta, Lepidoptera, Plutellidae. The record is from RefSeq and is a predicted model, not a curated record.